Gongylonema pulchrum is the source of this 1224-nucleotide messenger RNA. The record is from the annotation of a GenBank genome assembly. Lineage: Eukaryota; Metazoa; Nematoda; Chromadorea; Rhabditida; Gongylonematidae.
UUACAGUCGGAUAGCUCGUGGCGAGGCGGCGGUGGUGGCAGUUUGCGCUCAUCCGAUGGUGGGGCAUCGUACAGCGGAGGCCUCGAUGAUGUUGGCCUGGAUGAGCGCACAAAAAUUGAGCGUAAAAUCGAACAGAUCAAGGAGCGCCUAUCGCGGAUUUCGCUUGCUCGUGAAGCGGAUGUGGACGAUUUUUUGUCGAUGACAAGCAGCAUGGAGGGCGGAAGUGAAAAUCCGCAACUGGCUCGGGUCCGGCAACAUUUCGAGAAGAAAAAUAAGAAAAGCGCGCAAGAAGCCGAUCAUUUACAGGUUAUGCUUCAUGUUUUCUCAUUUUUUCUUGAUAAGUCGGAUAGCUCGUGGCGAGGCGGCGGUGGUGGCAGUUUGCGUUCAUCCGAUGGUGGGGCAUCGUACAGCGGAGGCCUCGAUGAUGUUGGCCUGGAUGAACGCACAAAAAUUGAGCGUAAAAUCGAACAGAUCAAGGAGCGCCUGUCGCGGAUUUCGCUUGCUCUUUAUGCUCAGAAAAAAUUGGAGCAGCUUCAGUCGAAAUUACUGGAAUUGGAUUUGGGUAUCAUUGUGGAACCAUCACCAAAAAGUGCUGUGCUCAAUAAUAUUAGGAAAACGGGGCCACUGAUACGUGAGGUGAUGUCGGCCCCACGUGGCAUUGCUCAUAUGAUCAAAAAUACUUUCGGGUCAGUUGAUAAUAUACCGGGCAAUGUUUCAAGUGAUGCUGCCAAUAUUGGACAUUCCACGUUCUAUUCGGAUGCCUCAAAUAAUGAUAGCACAAAACGCCUAAAAAAUGUAGCUCAUUUUAGGAUGUCAGAUUUGGAAGAUCGUGAUGCGACAUCGUCGCCCACCAAGCGUGGUCACAAGCGCACCGAAACGCUUCCCGCAAUGGCAUUUGAUCUCGAUGCGCUACUGGCUUCACCGUUUCCGCAGAGCGAAGCGCUGCAGCGUCGCGAACCACAAGUCAAAUUUUCCAGCGUGGAUAAUGUGGCCGAACUGCGCAACGAUCUGCAGAUGCUGAAAGCGCAAAAUCAGGCACUGGUGGAACAGCUUAAUAAAUUGCAAGUAAGCUUUGCUAGUGAAGUAAGUUUUCAGCAAUUGUAUCUGUACUACGGCCGCCUUACACUUAUCUCUUUUCUAGUUGAAUCGACUCAGAAUAAAUCGGAAUUCAAAUAUUUCAACAAUGCUUUGCACGAGGAAAGGAUCAAAGCACAGGUACGUUGA